This is a messenger RNA of Erythranthe guttata (spotted monkey flower), 2181 nucleotides long. RefSeq lists its product as uncharacterized. The record is from RefSeq and is a predicted model, not a curated record. NCBI's taxonomy places the organism in Eukaryota, Viridiplantae, Streptophyta, Magnoliopsida, Lamiales, Phrymaceae.
CUCUCUCUCACACACACACACACACACACAGACACACACACACUAUGGCGCUAAAGUAUAAAUACAAACAGCUGUUUGUAUUUUUAUGCACAAUCGCACAUUCACACAUUUCACCACACUUCGAAAUCCAGAGAAUCGAGAGAAAAAAAGUAAAGAAGGCGUACGAGUUGAGAUCGAAGGAAGAGAAAAGCAAAGAGAAACCAUGGAUAACCGUUUGAGGAAGGAACAGGAUUUGAAGGAACUAUUGAUGGCUGAUUUUAAGGUGGAUACGCCUGCUGAUGAUAUGAACGUGCUCUUCGUGAAGUUCCAUGGACCCAAAGACAGUCCUUAUGAAGGAAGAGUUUGGAUGGUAAGGGUGGAUCUGGCAGAUGAUUAUCCAUUUACGGCUCCUUCGAUUGCCUUUACCGACAAGAUUUACCAUCCAAAUAUCCAUGAGCGGUCUGGCGCUGUCUGUUUAAAUGUUAUCAACGAAGACUGGACACCCGUAACUAGCCUUUUACAUGUGUUUCAAGACUACAUUCCACAACUUCUCAUCAACCCAAAUCUUGAUGACCCUAUGAAUGUACAAGCUGCAGUUAUGAUGAUUAACUACCCCGCGGCGUACUAUCCGUUUGUUAAAGACCAUUGCCAGAAACAUGCGAUGCCUGCUGAGGAGAAUAUAUCUAGUAGUGAAAGCGAGGUGAGUGUAGAUGAACGUAGCUCCAAAGCUGGAAGUACCGAUGAUGAUGAGGAGAGGAAAGCUGGAAAUACCGAUGAUGAGGAGAGGAAAGCUGGAAAUACCGAUGAUGAGGAGAGCAAAGCCGGAAAUACCAAUGAUGAUGAGGGCGGCAAAGCUGGAAAUACCAAUGAUGAUGAGGAGGACAAAGCUGAAAAUACCAAUGAUGAUGAGGACAAAGCCGGAAAUACCGAUGAUGAUGAGGAGAGCAAAGCUGGAAAUACCGAUGAUGAUGAGAGCAAAGCCGGAAAUACCGAUGAUGAGGAGGGCAAAGCUGGAAAUACCAAUGAUGAAGAGGACAAAGCUGAAAAUACCAAUGAUCAUGAGGACAAAGCUGGAAAUACCGAUAAUGAGGAGGACAAAGCUGGAAAUACCGAUAAUGAGGAGGACAAAGCUGAAAAUACCAAUGAUGAUACGGACAAAGCUGGAAAUACCGAUGAGGAGGGCAAAGCUGGAAAUACCGAUGAGGAGGGCAAAGCUGAAAAUACCGAUAAUGAGGAGGGCAAAGCUGAAAAUACCGAUGAGGAGGAGAGCAAAGCUGAAAAUACCGAUGAGGAGGAGAGCAAAGCUGGAAAUACCAAUGAGGAGGAGGGCAAAGCCGGAAAUUCCGAUGGUGAGGAGAGCAAAGCUGGAAAUUCCGAUGAGGAAGAGAGCAAAGCUGGAAGUACCAAUGAUGAAGAGGGCAAAGCUGGAAGUACCAAUGAUGAAGAGGACAAAGCUGAAAAUACCGAUAAUGAGGAGGACAAAGCUGGAAAUACCGAUAAUGAGGACAAAGCUGGAAAUACCGAUAAUGAGGACAAAGCUGGAAAUACCGAUAAUGAGGAGGACAAAGCUGAAAAUACAGAUAAUGUGGAGGACAAAGCUGGAAUUACCGAUAAUGAGGAGGACAAAGCUGGAAAUACCGAUGAGAAGGAGGGCAAAGCCGGAAAUACCAAGGAUGAGGAGGGCAAAACCGGAAAUACCAAGGAUGAGGAGGGCAAAGCUGGAAAUACCAAGGAUGAGGAGGGCAAAGCCGGAAAUACCGAUGAGGAGAGCAAAGCUGAAAAUACUGAUGAUGAGGAGGGCAAAACUGGAAAUACCAAUGAUGAGGAGGACAAAGCUGAAAAUGCCAAUGAUGAUACAGACAAAGCUGGAAAUACCGAUGACGAGGAGGGCAAAUCUGGAAAUACCGAUGAGGAGGACAAAGCUGGAAAUAAAGAUGAUGAGGAGGGCAAAGCUGGAAAAACCGAUGAUCAGUAAAAUUGACUAGUCGAAAAAGGUGAUCUGAUAAUGGUUGUUGAUGUGAAUAAUAUACUGUGAAUCCCCCAUCCCACCCCACAUAUAUCCUAUAAAUCAUUCCUUUGCAGUUCAAAAAAACUGAAGUAGUGAGUUCUGUUACUUUUUAAGGUACUAAAAACCAGAAUUGCGUGGCAUUUUUAGUGCAUAUACGGCCACUAAUGCGAAUUUUGAUCGAUUUUUUUUUUUUU